AUUGCAAUUUUUCUAUUUUUCUAUUUUUCUAUUUUUCGUUAGCAUUCAUCUUCUAAAGAUUUUUAUUAUAUCAAAAUUCGUUCUUCAACAUUAUAAUUCCUUGUCCGGUUCUAGUAACUGUAGCGUACACUGACUCAAGCACAGGAAUUGGGUUUAUUUGAAUCCAUUACACUGAUUCAAGCACAAGAAUUGGAUUUAUAGAGGAAUUUUUUUGCCAGAGAUGUGAGUAUCUAUUAGCAGAAGGUCGACUCCAUAUUUUGCAGUGUAACAAAAUAUUUUGGCUCGUGGAAAAUCCUAAAGGAAUUAAGGAUGAGGAUAAUAAUAAUGGUUGGGUGCAGGGAUAAGACGAUGAUGGCAUUCCCUUGAAUUUCCUACAUUGCAUCCCUUGCACCUCCUAAAGUUGCAAGUGCUAGUUUUAUGUUAUUUCAAAUAACAUAUGUAUGCUUUUCAUCUCAUAGGCAGAGAAUAAGUUCACAUUUAUUCCAAAUGAUCCAAGGUCAUCCUCUGUCUUCAAGCAUGAUGUGAAUAUUUAAACCGGAGAAGAAUCUAGGGCACAGUAGAAUACAAAGCCAUCGAACCAGUAAAUUGGAGUAUUCUGUGGAGGAGUGUUCCCUGCCUUCUGGGGCUGAUCUGAACAUUCUCGGAGGUAAAAGGCAGGACGUUUGUUUAGGAUUUGUAGAGUUGAAGAGGUAUUGAACAUGGAGACACCACUGGCAACAAUGCGUGCCACAUACAAGACUAAAGUGAAGGACCCAGGCACACAGGGUGUUUUGAUUUUGACAGAGAAUAAGUUCACAUUCACUCCAAAUGAUCCAAGGUCGUCCUCUGCUCACAAGCUUGAUGUGAAUUUUAAAACCAUAAAAGGUCAUAAGUUCAGCAAAGAAGGUUCAAACACAGCACUUUUAAACCUCAUUCAGGAUCUGGCACUAAAGGGAGGUGGCUUUAUCUUUGAAUUCGACAAUUUCCAGGACCGAAAUGUCUGCCGAGAUCUUGUUGCUAACAUUCUUGCAAAGUAUCAGCCUCCAGCCACAGAUGGACAAAGUACACUAGGUGCCUCUCAGAGGUCUGAACUGGCCUCAACAGCUAUCCAUGGUGGGCAACUCAGUAAGGAAGAAAUGGAACGCAGGAUGAAGUUACUUAGUGAGGAUAGUGAGUUGCAGAAAUUGCACAAAGAACUUGUUUUUGGUGGUGUUAUAACAGAAACUGAAUUUUGGGCUACAAGAAAGAGUAUGUUAGAGGAAGAAGCAUUCACAAUUGCAAAGCAGCGGACUGGAUUAAAAAGUGCAAUGCUUGCAGAUGUCCGACCAAUGACUGACGGUCGUACAAAUAGAGUAACUUUCAACCUCACACCAGAGAUAAUUCAUCAGAUCUUCGCUGAAAAACCAGCUGUGCAUCGUGCUUUUCUAAUGAAUGUGCCCAAAAAGAUGAGUGAAAUAGAUUUUUGGAACAAAUAUUGUAAAGCAGAAUACAUCCAUAGAACAAAAAGUGCAGCUGCUGCAAAAGCAGAAGCUGAUGAAGAUGAAGAACUUGCAGUUUUCCUAAAAGACGAUGAUAUCUUGGCAAAUGAGGCUCGCCGAAAGAUUAGGAAGGUUGACCCAACUGUAGACAUGGCCUCAGAUUUUGCAGACGAUUAUACACACUUACCGGAUCAUGGAAUUGUUCGGGAUGCUGGUAGAGAAGGAGCUGAAAUAGGUAGCAAACAGCCAAAACGAACUUUAUUACAAGAUAUCAAUCGACAUGCAGCUGUCGUUCUUGAAGGGAAGGCUUUUGAUUCUGAGCUAGGAGAUACAAGGACAGUAGCUGAGGCACUUAAAAGAGCAAAGCAAGCUGAAAUAACAGCUGAAACAGUAGAUCAAGGAACUGAGCAAAGACGUCUGGAUAGGCUUAACAAAAUGACUGAAAUUGAUGACUUACAGGGCCCUCGUGGCCUUCCAUUUGUUCCACUCUAUAUAAAGGAUCCCCGUCAAUAUUUUGAUUCACAACAAGCCAAUGCAGUUAGAGCUCUAGGAGAGGCAGACUCUUCCAUAAACUUAAAUAGGGAUCAAUUUCAUCCUGAUGAAGUUUAUACUUCCAUAGGACGACAAAUCUUGGAGAUCAAAAAACAUGGCAUGAAAGAUCCAGUAAUUUAUCCUGAUGUAGCGCUUAAGGUUCUUAAUAGCUUAACUCAAUAUAUUUCAAGUACAAAGUAUCACCUUGGGAAGAACCCUGAAAAGGACAUUCUGGAUAAACUUCCCAGGAAAACAAAGGAUGAAUUGUUGGAGCAAUGGACAACAAUUCAGGAACUACUUCGACAUUUUUGGGCUUCAUAUCCACUUACUACUGCAUUCCUUACCAAUAAGGUAGGUCGACUAAAAGAUGCUAUGACACAGAUAUAUCAAAAAUUACAGUCAACCAAGGAAUCGGUAGAAUUGGAAUUUCGUCAUCAAGUUUCAUUGCUUAUCCAACCAAUGCUUCAGGCAAUAGAUGCAGCUUUGGCACAUCAUGAAGCAGAACUACAAAGGAAAUCUGCCAAAAGUGCCCCAAAGGUCAAUGGAGUAAUUUAGUAUGAUUCUUGCUCUGGAUUUGAGAAAUUUGUCCUCACAUCCAUUGCAAUUUUAAUUUGUUAGCAUUUAAUCGCACCCCCUCUCUGUCACCUGCUUGUUCUUAACUGUUAAUUCAUUUGUUUCUCAUCUAUUAGUAUGAUAUUUCAACUGCUCAUCCUUGUAGAAAGAUGAACUAUGUUCUCGGAAGAAACUUCUGCAGCUUGUAGCUAAAAUUUUGGGCUGUUCAUAUUGCAAUGCCUUUUUAAUUUGAGAGAUCAAUCCUCCAAACUGGCCUGAGUCUUGGUAUCCUUCACUUUAUAGUUUAUACCAUUUUUAUAUUUUAGUGUGGAGGAAUUUCUUUUUGGUGAUUAAAUGUCAAAUGCAGUGGGGAAAUUAAUGCCAUUGCGAUUUUGUGGGAUAUCACUUAUCCAAUGCUAUUGAUAGCAUUUAUUUCCAAUUGUCAUUUUGUAAUUUAAUUUACUAGGGUUCUCAAUAUAUAUUUUUUUAUCUAGUUUCAUCGAAAAACA
This is a messenger RNA of Cryptomeria japonica (Japanese cedar), 3049 nucleotides long. Its product is annotated as general transcription and DNA repair factor IIH subunit TFB1-3. The record is from RefSeq and is a predicted model, not a curated record. NCBI's taxonomy places the organism in Eukaryota, Viridiplantae, Streptophyta, Pinopsida, Cupressales, Cupressaceae. Gene Ontology annotation, biological process: transcription by RNA polymerase I; transcription by RNA polymerase II; nucleotide-excision repair. Gene Ontology annotation, cellular component: transcription factor TFIIH holo complex; transcription factor TFIIH core complex. The coding region runs from base 699 to 2543 and encodes 614 amino acids. The transcript has 23 exons.